AUGCCCAAGCAUAAGAAACGCCGCCGUAGCAGGAGCAAUAGUGGUGAUAGAAGUCGGGAGAAACGUCUGAAAAGGCAAUUAGCUGCGAUGGAGCGGCGAUUGAGUGAAAUUGAGCGAUCUCGUUCACGAGGAUCUUCCCGGCCGCCAUCUUCCAUUCGAUCAGCGUUGACGCUGUCGCCGCCGCGGCAACCACCCGUCCCAGGCACAGACGCAUGCAGCAUUGCCAGCUCUUCCGAACUUUCGGAGAUCUUCGAAAACAUUCCAGUAAACAUCGAAGAACACAGUAAGGAGAAUACGCCGCCUCAAGGGGAACAACUAGAGGAAGAUAUCCUCAACAUCUUGGGGAAAAAUACAAUAAAGCAGCCAGAUGUAGGACCGGCUAUCCACAACGAUCUGGCAGUUCGCUGGGCUCAUAACAUACAGAUGGGUUUGGAAGAGGAAGAGAAGAACAGAUUAUUAGAAAAAUACCUCCCCCCUGAAAAUUGUACUCAGGUAAAAGCUCCAACACUUAACUUGGAGGUCAAAGCUGCAAUCUCCAGCUCUGUGCAGAAGAGAGAUGAGAGACUCUCUGCUUUACAGCGCCAAAUAGGCGCUAGCCUGUCCUGUAUAGGCAGCGCUCUGACCCUCAUCCUCAAAGAAGAGGGAGGGGGCAACAGAACGUACAUCCAAUUGCUGAAUGAUGCCAGCAAACUAUUGACUGACCUGCAUCGCACAGAAAGCAUCGCUCGUCGCGAACUAGUAGCCCUUAACCUGAACUCUGACGUAAAACAGAUCCUAUCGGAAGCCACAGUUGAUGGGCUGCUCUUUGGGACAGACUUAGAAGCCAGACUAAAAUCUUCCAAAGACCUGGAGAAAUCGGGCAGAGAGCUGAAGGCCGUUAAGGCUAAGCCACUACAGAAUGCUGCCAAGCCGUUAAACUACCAGAGUCUGCCUCGGUAUCAGCAGGGGGCACGUCGAGGCGGACAUCAACACCAGCGCCCCAGUUACUCCACGAACCGCUACAAACCACGUCGAGAGCCACCACGUCGACUGAACCAGGGGAGUCAGAACAGCUACAAACUCAAAACCAGGAACCCAAGACAGUAG
Molecule: messenger RNA, 1086 nt
Organism: Acanthoscelides obtectus
Lineage: Eukaryota; Metazoa; Arthropoda; Insecta; Coleoptera; Chrysomelidae
Source: the annotation of a GenBank genome assembly